GUCUGGAACACCUCCCGUUCAUGAUGAUGUCACACCCCCUGAUCCCUGUCAGUAUGGCCCCUGCCUCCGUCUCCAUGGCAAUGAGUCAGAUGAACCACCUCAACACGUUAGCCAGCAUGGCCUCUGCUGCCCAGGUCCACCACUCUACCCUCUCCUCCCGCGGCCGCAUGGUCACCUCCGUUAUAAAGGAGCGUGUUCGGGACAGUCCGUCUCCCUCUCUGGAGGACGGGAGGAGGUCUGGGAGUCACCUGUCCUCUCGUCACAGCAGCAGCAUCUCCAGCUCCCCAGUACACACAGAACACUCUGCAGACAGGACCCACGGGCAGCAGAACGGCCUGUCCUCCAGCCAUGCUCUGUUGGGUCAAUCUCCCAGUGCUGUGCCCUGUCCUAAAGAAGGAGAUGUGGCCACCCUGGACUCUGACCACCAAGCUAAGAGGAACCAUGUUGAGAGAGAUGACUGUGGUUCCCUGAGCACCCAGACAGUCAGAGAACCAAUCAGAGAGCCAGUCAGAGAACCAAUCGGAGACGGCUAUGAGAGGCUGUCGUUCUCGGGGCAGAAGCUUCCUCCAGGGUUCCCCGGGCCCUUUAUUUUCCCUGAGGGGCUGUCGUCAAUAGAGACUCUGCUCACUAACAUCCAGGGCUUGCUGAAGGUUGCCAUAGACAACACGCGCGCUCAGGACAAGCAGGUGCAGACGGAGAAGUCAGAGCUGAAGAUGGAACUGUUCAGAGAGAGGGAGCUAAGAGAGACACUGGAGAGACAGCUCACCAUGGAGCAGAAAAACAGAGUGCUGAUCCAGAAGCGCCUGAAGAAAGAGAAGAAGAGUAAGAGGAAACUUCAGGAGGCUCUGCAGUUUGAGUGUAAACUGAGAGACCAUGCUGAGCAGACUCUGCAGCAGACUGGAGCGUCAGACAGAGCCCUCUGUGACUCACUGACCCAGGAAGUAGACAACGGUAACCAAGGUAACGGCAGGACUGACGCAGAGGCAGCGAUACAAGGUACGGCAGCUUCUGAAUGGCUCAUCCUUAUCCUCGUUGCCUAAAUGUCCGGGUGUUUACGUUGAGUUAAAGUAACGCCGUUGGUCUGUGUGGCAGCAAUCUAAUUGAUAAACAGUUUUUAAUAGUUAAGUGUUGAAGGUAUAAUA
Molecule: messenger RNA, 1142 nt
Organism: Oncorhynchus tshawytscha (Chinook salmon)
Lineage: Eukaryota; Metazoa; Chordata; Actinopteri; Salmoniformes; Salmonidae
Product: dachshund homolog 1-like
Exons: 7
Source: RefSeq, a predicted model, not a curated record